AUUUCAGAGAUUGCCUAUUAAUUGUUGACCACGGCGGCAACAAUAAAUUGCUUUGUAGUAACGCUUCAAAGAAAAGCACGAAAGAUAUGGUGACAUCAUCUUCCCGCUUUGUGGUCAUUCUCUGUGUUCUUCUGCUUCUGCAAGAAUUCGGGCAGGCGAGGUUCGCUCAUGGACCGGCAGGAAGAUCAUUAUCAAGGAAAAAAGCGUCGAGGGGAGAUAAUACGAGCGGGGAUAAUACGCCUAUAGAAGACGACAUCGAAGGAGAGGAAGAUGACGGAUCGGGCAACGAUAAGACAGCUAAAGAGCGAGAAACAGCUUUGAGCCAAUUGAAGCCCCAGACAACCGAACAAGAAUCGGCCGGAAAAAAAGGUUGGGUCAGCGCUCUUUUCAAGGGUAUACAAAUCGGUACAAAGGUCGGAGAUCUGGUGAUGUCGGUGGUAGGGAUGUCAGCGGCUAUUUACGGCGCUAUCAAGGGAUGCGGUGGGCCUCUAGGAGAACCCCAGCUUGAGACCUACCAGAAAGACUUCGAGACCGUAAGGGACGACGUACAAAUUCUCAGCGAUCGGGCGGACACGUUGCAGCAGGAAGCGGAAAGAGAUCAGCUUUGGGUCCAAGCUGAUAUCACCGAGUUCGAAUCAGUUUUGUCGAAGCUAAAAAAGAUUGAUGAUGAACAGGACCGACUGAUAGAGUCCAUUCACCCAUCAGUGCGGACUAGCAUGAACACAGCCGUCGCUAGAAUAAAGACGAUAAUGAAAGAGAAGAACAACACUGCUGAUGGUGUCCUUUACACCGAGCUGUUGGAUGGGUACAACUCGGCGCUGGAGAAUGCUAUAAACAUUGGAGUUCCGGCACUCACUCUGGCCUUCCCUGCAGCUAAAGGUCUCUACAACUUCGUAAAAAAGAGACAAGCUUCUAGAAAAGUCAUGGAUAUUUCGGCUGCGAAUAAUGUGGAUUUGAAAGUUCUAACCGGCGAUACGAAUAUGGUAAAACAGUCCAAGAUUGGAGGGUUUAUCUCCAGAUCUAAAUCAAAAAUAACAAAAAUGAAGAAAAGAUUCAACACUCGUUUUGGGACCGCCGCCAAGUUUGCCAAGUCAUUUAAGAAGGGGCUUUCUGUGGGGCUUAGCCUUGCUACAAUGGGCUUUGAGAUCUUCAUGUUAAUAAAAGGUCGAGAAGAAUGUGCAAAAAUCAGAGAGCUAGCGUUUGAAGCUCUUGGUAACGUCACAAAGGCGAGGGACACGAUAAGGGAUCAGAUCACCGACAUCACUACUCAUCGAGGAAUUAUGCGGGAGGCUUGGGGGUAUCUGAAAUCAAACAUAACUGAUGACACCUUCCUGGAUUCCGUGUCUGAUGUGGGCGUGAUGGUUGACGACCUUAAGAAAAGAAGUAACGAUAUGGAGCAGGUCGCCACAGAAAUAAAGAACUUCGUCCGGGACAUAAAAGGGGCAACCACCAACUACAAUCUGACCUUUGACCUCACCAAGCAGCUAAAUGAGGACCUCGGCAGGGUUCCGUUUACAGUUAGCUGCUACUCGGCCAAAUACAGGAUUAUCAACAGGAUCAUCGCCGGCUGCAAGCAGGGCCAAGGAGGUAGAUCGUUUGACGAGUUGUACAACAAAGAGCAGAGUGGCUACGAAGACAAUGAGUAUGAUCCAGAAAAUCCGGACAACUGCGUCGAUAAAGUCGGCUUCCGGUACAUCCGUAAGCAAGAUGUGGAAAGCGCAUUGAUCGAUUCCGCGCAGAAAGAAGGGUUCAGCACGAAUUGUAAACUCAACGACAAGAGCUUGGUAGAAGCAGUUUGUGUACAGGGGGAACAAGGCUGGAGUAGCGCAAAUAUUGUUGUGAACUUGGCUAGACAUGGCAUCAAGGUCACAGAAGAAGAAGUUAAAGAAAUUUUGCCAAACUGCCCACUUACUGAUGAACAGAAACAGAAGGUUUGCUUCGAACGAAAGAAAAAAAGCAACGAAGAGAUUGCCGAGGAAAAUGGUUUCCAACUUAAACAGGUUGAAGCCGUCACGUGUCCCUGGCCCCUAACGGAAUUACAGAAACGAAGAGUGUGCUUGUACAGACACAGACUGAACAAAACCGACGCGUUUAUCGCGGACAAGUUGAAGGUCGAUGUCUCGCAAGUUGCUGCCGUCACUUGUCCCAGACCGAGUAAAGACUCAUCCAAGAAGCACAGGCGUCGAGGUUGACAGAAAAGUCAAGAAAUUGCUUUUAUGGUGUCAAUCUAAACAAAAGCUAUUUUAAAUAAAGUGCAGAAA
Molecule: messenger RNA, 2261 nt
Organism: Nematostella vectensis (starlet sea anemone)
Lineage: Eukaryota; Metazoa; Cnidaria; Anthozoa; Actiniaria; Edwardsiidae
Exons: 12
Coding region: 87-2192 (701 amino acids)
Source: RefSeq, a predicted model, not a curated record